This is a messenger RNA of Prunus armeniaca (apricot), 2451 nucleotides long. Lineage: Eukaryota; Viridiplantae; Streptophyta; Magnoliopsida; Rosales; Rosaceae. The record is from the annotation of a GenBank genome assembly.
AUGGGGAAUUGGAACUUCUUUCAUUUCAUGGGAUUCAUAUUUUUGUCUGCUUUUCUCUCUUCCAAAAUAUGCCUGGCUAGUGUUCGAAAAUUUGGCAAGAUUACUCCGCCUUUCGAAGGGGCUCAGAUGAAUUGGAUUGAUAAUAACGGGUUGUUUCUAUUAUCUAACAGUUCUGAAUUUGGUUUUGGCUUCGAUACUACUCCCCAAGAUGUCACAUUGUUUCUGUUAGUUAUUGUCCACAUGGACAGUUUGACAGUAGUCUGGACUGCAAAUAGGGUGUCCCCGGUUUCAAAUUCUGAUAAAUUUGAGUUUGAUGUUAAGGGCGGUGUGUUCUUGCAGAAAGAUGGAAGUGUGAUUUGGUCUGUGGAUACUGGUGGUAAAAAUAUUUCUGCAAUCGAAUUGCAGGACUCAGGAAAUUUGGUUUUGCUUGGAGAUGACAGUGGGGUAGUUUGGCAAAGUUUUAGCCAUCCAACUGAUACCCUAUUAUGGAACCAGAAUUUUCUUGAUGGAAUGAAACUUGUAAGCAAUCCUAGCUCCAACAACUUGAGCUAUGUUCUUGAAAUCAAGUCCGGGGACAUGAUUCUUUAUUCAGGUUUCCAAACACCACAGCCUUAUUGGUCUAUGGCUAAAGAAAACCGUAAAACUAUUAACAAAGACGGUGGGGUGGUCACUUCAGCAUCUAUCAGUGAAAAUUCAUGGAAGUUCUAUGAUCGAACCAAAGCGUUGUUGUGGCAAUUUAUUUUCUCGACUGAUACUGAUGCAAAUGCCACAUGGAUUGCGGUGUUAGGAAGUGAUGGAUUUAUCACUUUUAACAAUCUUCAGAAUGGAGGGUCAAGUGGUCCUUCAGGAACAAAAAUACCAAGCGAUCCUUGCAGCACCCCGGAACCUUGUGAUGCAUAUUUUGAAUGUUACAGUAACAACAAGUGUCAGUGCCCUUCAGGUCUCAGCUCCCGUCCAAAUUGCAAGGCGGGGAUUGUCUCCUCAUGUGAUAGUUCAAAGGGUUCUACAGAACUUGUAAAUGCUGGCGACGGGCUCUAUUAUUUUGCACUGGGAUUCCUUCCACCCUCUUCAAAAACUGAUUUGAACCGUUGCCAAACGUCUUGCCUUGGAAACUGUUCAUGUGUUGCUUUGUUCUUCCAAAACAGUACAAGAGAUUGCUUUUUGUUUGACAGGAUAGGUAGCUUCCAAAAUUCAGACAAGGGAUCUGGCUUUGUUUCUUACAUUAAGGUCUUGAAAGAUGGAGGCAGUGGUACUGGGGCGAGCAGCAGCAACAAGAAACACUUUCCGUAUAUUGUGGUCAUAGCCAUCUCGACAAUACUUGUUAUUUGUGGCUUACUUUAUGCUGGAUAUCGAUACUACAGGAGGAAGAGAAAAUCCCCAGAAUCUCCUGAGAAUUCAGAAGAGGACAAUUUCUUUGAAAAUUUGACUGGGAUGCCCAUCCGUUUCAGUUACAAAGAUCUUCAAACUGCAACUGACAACUUCUCGGUGAAGCUUGGGCAAGGAGGUUUUGGCUCAGUUUACGAAGGCAUUCUCCCAGAUGGAACUCGAGUGGCUGUGAAGAAAUUGGAAGGCAUUGGUCAGGGAAAGAAAGAGUUUCGAGCUGAAGUCAGCAUCAUUGGCAGUAUCCAUCACCUGCACUUGGUCCGGCUCAGGGGCUUCUGUGCAGAAGCAAGCUAUCGACUUCUUGUUUAUGAUUACAUGGCAAAUGGAUCUCUGGAUAAAUGGAUCUUCAAGAAAAACAAGGGAGAAUUCCUGUUGGAUUGGGAGACAAGAUUCAAUAUAGCAUUGGGUACGGCUAAAGGACUAGCUUAUCUCCACGAAGAUUGCGAUUCAAAGAUUGUUCACUGUGACAUAAAGCCUGAAAACGUUCUGCUCGACAAUAAUUACCUUGCCAAAGUCUCAGAUUUUGGUUUGGCAAAGCUAAUGACCAGGGAGCAGAGCCAUGUUUUCACAACACUAAGAGGAACUCGAGGGUACCUUGCACCAGAGUGGAUCACCAACUAUGCCAUAUCAGAGAAGAGUGAUGUGUAUAGCUAUGGAAUGCUACUGCUAGAGAUCGUUGGUGGGAGAAAAAACUACGACCCGACAGAGACUUCUGAAAAAUCUCAUUUUCCAUCAUAUGCCUUCAAGAUGUUGGAAGAAGGCAAACUGAAGGACAUCCUUGAUAGGAAGCUAGGGAACGUUGAAGCAGACGAGAGGGUACACACAGCCAUUAUGGUUGCUCUAUGGUGCAUACAAGAAGACAUGUCUUUGAGGCCAUCAAUGACCAAGGUUGUCCAAAUGCUUGAAGGCCUCUUUCCUGUUCCUCAGCCUCCAGCUGCCAACUCAAUGGGUUCUCGCCUUUUUUCGAAUUUCUUCAAAUCGAGCAGCGAGGAGGGAACUUCCUCAGGACCAUCCGACUGCAACACUGAUGCCUACCUUUCUGCAGUGCGCCUUUCGGGCCCAAGAUAA